Molecule: messenger RNA, 240 nt
Organism: Microbotryum saponariae
Lineage: Eukaryota; Fungi; Basidiomycota; Microbotryomycetes; Microbotryales; Microbotryaceae
Source: the annotation of a GenBank genome assembly
AUGUCGAAAGUGCGAUAUUCGCUAAAACCCAGGUCACGUGACUCGCCUUUUUUUUAUUUUUUUACUGGGGCUCAUCAAUUGCAAUCCUUCGGGUUGGCUGGGACCGCUAGAAAAAGAGCUAAAAGAGGUUAUAAAGCAACGACGGCAAGCAAUUGGGUGAAAGUCAAACCCCUGCGCGCAAAGAGCGCUGCGCAGAUCAAAACUCGCCGAGCACCUAACGCGGACUCCAACGGGCGGUGA